CCCUCUCACAACGGCGUGAGUGGAGCGCGAGUGCGGUGAAUUAUCUCACUCUGGUUUUUGAGUCUCGACAGUCUUCACCAGCCGCACUACACUGUUAAACAAACAUAAGGCGCAUUUCUCUUUAAUGGUGGUAUUGGAUAUCAUAGGCAUAGUAUAUAGGAUAUCAUUAGAUUAAUUAACAUUUUUGAACGGAAUGAAGAUGAGCAUGGACUUCAAUAUGCUUUCUUUGUCGGGAAAUAUUUAAAGACAUUGCACAAACUGGAUUAAAGUGGACAGUGAAGGUGGAAUUCCUUGAAUGACAUGGUAACAUCCAGCGACUGGACAUUACGGAGGCGGAACACAAACCUCUGGAGUUGUCUGCUGUGUCAUAAAACUGCUAAAAGUGCUGUCUGAGAGAAGAGUGAUCCAAGAGCGAAGACUGAACGUAAAAUAACUUCCUGUGGGAUGCAGUUCGAUCUGUGUUGGGGAGGUUGUUCAACUGUAGGUGAAAACUUGUGAUCUAACCUAAUCCUGGAGAAAGCUUGACUCCACAGUGGAAGCAGGCUGUGUCUGACAUAAGGAGAUGAAACGAGAACGUUUUAAGCCUCCAGAACCAGAUGACCCUUUAUGUUGCUGUGGAGACAUCGACCAGCAAAGAGAGUACUGCUGCUGUGAAGAACUUGAUGAUGCCUGUGAAAGAUUACUCAGAAGAGAACCAGACAAGCCAAACAUCUUCUCUCAUUUCGUCUCUCGCAUUGCUGAUCGUUUGGGUUUGCCUUGUUGUGCCAUAGGACCUCUCCGAUUGGAGCUGUCUGUCCUACCUCCAAUGGUAUUGCUUCCUGGCCUGUUGAGGGUGGCAGCAAUCAAUUGUGUGCUGGGAGUUGUAACCCUGACUGCCUUACCAGGACUGGUGCUCUGGUAUUACUAUGUUACUCACAAAAGGAAAAGGCGUACACUGUUUUUCCUCAGUUUGGCACUCUUCUCCCUUGCCUAUAUGUACUACCUUUUCCUCACUGAGAUCCUUCCCAGAGGAGAUGUAAGUAGUCUGCAGGUGGUUACUGCGACAACAGGCAUGCUGCUGACACUCAUCUCACUUGUGCGCACCAAACAGGGACCAGGGUUUGUCAAUUCUCACUCAUUAGCCCUCAACAGCAGCUCUACAACCAAUCAGAGCAAAAACUUAACCCAAGACUCCACCCCCUGCAAUGGAAUUAACCAGUCAAAGGGGAAGAUUGAAGAAAAGAAGAAGUGGUGCCCUGUGUGCCGACUAGUGCGUCCACCAAGAGCAGGGCAUUGCCGGAUCUGUGGGACAUGUGUCCUACGAAUGGACCACCACUGUGUCUGGAUAAAUAGCUGUGUUGGGCAAGCCAAUCACAGGCAGUUCCUUUUGACACUGCUUCUCUUCUUGUUGACAUCAUUCUAUGGGAUCAGUUUGGUCUUACGGAGUAUAUGUCCACACCAGAGUAUAUUCACAGCCAUGUUAUACUGCCCUGGAGUCUACAACCAAUACAGCAAAGCACUUUGCUUUACAUGUGUGUGGUACAGCAGUAUCAUAACAGGUGGUUUGCUGUACCUGUUCAUCCUUCAGAUCAUCAAUGUCAGUAAUAACGUAACAGAACGUGAAGCUCAAAUUGCUUUGCGCAACAAAAGUGGAAGACGCCGUUACUUUGGCUUGGUUGUGGAAACUGGCAUCUAUACACAGGGCUUCCGCCAGAACUGGAUCCAGUUCCUCACCAUGAAUACUGACGAGAAUGGAUCCCCCUUGACCUUCACAGAUAUGGUAUGAUGACCCAGGGGAGUGGUAUUGAUUAAAAGGAAUAUGUACUACAUAUGUACUGGUGUGUUACACCUAAAAGUGUGAUUAGGCUUAAAGAGGUACUCAUUUGAAAAAAUUGAGAACUUAUCAUGUUUGAAAUGUCAUUGGUUGACACAUUUACCUCAUUUGUAUCAAGCAGAAUGAUAGUAUUGUUAAUAAUGGACAGUAUAAAACUGUCAAAAAGCAGUUACAAUCUACUCUAGACAGAUGAAAACGCAUAAUUUAAAAGUUCUAUCAUGUACAUUUUCACACUGUACUUUAUUUCAUGUUGUUUUUUUUGUGUUUUUACUCCAACUAGUGGCAACUUAAAAUGGCCGCACUGAAUAAGGCACAGCAUGAUGUUACUGAGUGUGCUAUCACAGCAGGGUAUUAAUGACAUGAAACUGCCAACUCCCACAUCUAACCUAGCUCUGCCCAUAAAGGUUGCAAAAAAAAACAAAACACUAAUUUAAAAAAGUUGCACAAGUCAUCUGUAGAACGAGUUAAGAUGGGCAAGGAGGAAACGAAGACGUAGAGUUCUUUUCCUAAGCAGACUUUUAAUGGCCACAGCAGUGUUCACAACUUUUAUAUUUUUACAGCAUUCAACAAACAUGCAGGACCUCUGUACACGCCAACACUAGACUGACGCGUCUGCUCCUUUUCUCUCCCGUCUGGAGGUUCUGUGGCCGUUUUUAUGCCGCUCUCCCCAUGCUCACUGAAAUUAGAGACAGGUGUUAGACAUAAUUUGGCUCAGGUGCAAGCGCCCUUACCGCUUUCUCCCCCGAACGGGCACUUGACCACGCCCCCGCUGCCACAUAAUCGGAAGUAGGCCCACAUGGAAACUCAAAAGAAAAGUGCCACAGAUUUCCGCAGAAUUGGAAUUCUCAUCAUUAAAAUAAUUCUACUAAUCCCUCACUGCUUGCGUGUUCAUUUAUUAAAUGUUUUGGCUGAUCUGAUGAUGCUUUAAGACAACAAUAAGAUAAGUUCUACCAUCAGCUCCUUUUAACGCAUUUACAUUUGCUUCCAAAUCUUAGUUAAUCAAAAUCAAAGCCUGCAGAUUUCUUAAGGGACUGGAUUUUGCAAGCUGAGUAGAGAUUCAAAACGUUUGUGUUUUCUUAGAGACAAAUAUUAGAAAUAUUAAGAAAAUGUAAGUUACAUUUUAGGAAUAUGAUAAAAGCCCCCAAUAAAUAAAAUGCAACAUGGUAAAAUGAAAAAAUAAAAUAAAAAAAUACUGUAAUAAGAGGGCAAAGAAUAUAAAGGUACCUCUUAAAAUGUAUUUAUUGCUAUUUUCCAACACAUAAGAGCCCGCAUAAUAUAUUCCAUUCUUUUCUAAAAUAUUGAUUUUAUUUUUAAUAUUACAGCUUGUAGAAAUCAUGAAAAUAACAUGAAAAUCAUGAAAGUAUACUUCUGACUUGAAGGUCAGCUGCUUUCUCAAAAAAUGCUGCCAUGUUACAUUUCGAUAAAGAUAGCAAGCUGAUGGUUUUGCAUCCACAAAGUCACAUGACCUCAGUAUUUGCAGCGUUUUCAAUAUU
Xyrauchen texanus (razorback sucker) is the source of this 3306-nucleotide messenger RNA. RefSeq names its product zinc finger DHHC-type palmitoyltransferase 23a (gene zdhhc23a). Bases 563 to 1765 code for a protein of 400 amino acids. Gene Ontology annotation, molecular function: protein-cysteine S-palmitoyltransferase activity. Lineage: Eukaryota; Metazoa; Chordata; Actinopteri; Cypriniformes; Catostomidae. Gene Ontology annotation, cellular component: endoplasmic reticulum; Golgi apparatus. The transcript is spliced from 5 exons. Gene Ontology annotation, biological process: protein targeting to membrane; peptidyl-L-cysteine S-palmitoylation. The record is from RefSeq and is a predicted model, not a curated record.